CAGGUAAAGAGAGGGAAAUUCAAACAUCUUCACCAUGGUUCCAGCUUACUGCAACUGCCUGUUCAAUCUGCUAAUAAUAAUUUCUAAAGGUCUCUCUCAGCUGGUAGAAACACAGCAGGUCGUCAUAGUAACACUGGGAGGAGAUGCUCAGUUCAGCUGCAGACUCAUGGAACCCAGAGACGUCCUGCAAGUCACCUGGCAAAAAGAGACACCAGGAGGGAAUGAAAAUGUGGCCUCGUACAACAAACGUUUUGGUCCAAAAGUAAACCCACCUUUUAAUAUGAAAGUCAUGUUUCUAUAUGUGGGACUGCAGAACUGCUCUGUCAUCAUCAGAAGAGUGUCCAGAGAAGAUGAGAGUUGCUACAAGUGUCUGUUUAAUAUUUACCCAGAUGGCGCUAUUAGUGGAAGGACCUGUCUUCAAGUUAAUGAGCUAUAUGGACCCACACUCCUAUUAACACAAAACAAGGACACUCGUCCCCUCUUCUCUGGGUUAACUCUCUCCUGCUCUGCCACGGGACGACCUGUUCCAGUAGUGGACUUGUUCCCCACAGUAAAAUUGGUUUUGGAAAACUCUACAACGGUCCGUGUCACCCAUCCCAAUGGAACUGUUACUGUCACCAUAACUUCCACAGUGGCAGUUCCCAGUCUACCUGACAAUAUUCCAAUGGUUCGGUGUGUGGUAUCAUCUGGCAGUGCCAUCAAGGAGGGCUCCAUAAAGAUUCCAACUUUCUUAGUUGGUCGUGGUAAAUCUCUUUUACCAGUCAAUGAUGAUGGUUGGAUGAGGGAUCAUGGGACAGUGGUUGGUGCUUUGAUGGGUUCAGUGGUUCUCAUUGCUUUAAUUUGCAGCAUAACUUGGUGUCUGCAUAAGAGGUAUCAAACUAGCAGAAAUGAAACGACACAGCAAGAUGUUGCUGUAGGCAGAGUGUUUUUAGAAACACAAGAUCGUUCCAGUGGGGCGGCUGAGGAGGGAAGGAGUGAGGAGGAUUCACCAGUCAGGAUCCAAUAUCUCCAACAUCCUUCAGAAUAAUCACCUUUAUUUUGAAGUCCUAUUUUGUACAAUGGAGCUGCUAACAUAGCCUGUCAUGAACACACCAUCAAAAGAAGUGGAUCCAAGCACAGAGCUUUUAAUAAAACGCAAUCCAAAGGCCAGAACCACAGGGCAAGCAAAAGGCUGGUACACGGAAAGGUCAGAAUCGGCAGGAACAAGGUACAAAAGGACUAAGGCAGAUAUGAAGUCAAAACACUACAUGGAAGGCAAAGGUCCGGUACACUGGUAAAUACUUAGAAAUUGCAAGAAAAAGGCUCUGUAGAGUUGUACAUACAAACAAUAUCUCAAAAGGAACUGAAUGCUAACUAGAGACACACUACAAACAGGUGUGUAGGAAAACAGGUGAAACCAAUGGAGAUAAUAACAGGCAUGACUUCUUGAGGACUGAGCAUAAAUACAGUAUAUUAUACUUAAACUGUAACUGAAAAAAGAGAAAUUCUAACUACUUGAAUUAACAACUCUGCCUCUCUCUGACCAUUCCCUGAUCAUUUGUACUACCUACUGAACUGUGUUUUUUUUUCAUGUAUGGUAUUUGUUGUAUUUUUUAACAUUGUUACUGUUGUAUUAUUUUUAUUACAGAUUUUGUGUAGUUUUACAUAUCAAAUAUAAACAUGUUUGUGAUUUGUUGCUUUUGUUGUUUACUGACAAAUCCAGGGUGAAAAAUGAAUAUGAAUUACCCUAAUAUGAAUGACCUGCCCCUUUUUCUUGAGUUUAUGAGUUCAUAAAUAAUCAGUUUAAGUCUGCCUAACUGCCUAACAGUUUUAGUCUCCCUUCCAUGGAAACUGUUUUGAUGAUAACCUUUGGUUUCCCUUAGCCCCUUUCAUUUUGUAACAAGCUACUUCUUUUUUUUACUAGGUGUCUUCAACAGCAAAGUUUGUUCAGAGAACUUUGAUGGAGGAAUGUUGCUGAUUUUAACUAGCAUUGUGGUAUGUGUUUUACCUUUUCUUCUGUGUUAUACAGAAACAGGGCAUAGGACUGAAAUUGAUAUUUCACUCAUUAUGACAAAUUUGUGUCAUAGUCUAUAUCAUUGUUUUUUGGGUCUGAUUCAUGAAGAUAUUUGACUUUUAUUGGAACAGAAUGAAUUAGAGAGUGGGAUUGCUCUUAUGUAUCAGUUCUUGAUCUUCCAUUAUAUAGACUAGCUAAAUAAAUAAUUAUACCCAAGGGGAACUUGACCCUAUCAUAUUACAGCCAAAUUAGGGUAGAAAAUGUGUUUAGCAGGCCAGCAUCCAUGUAAUUGUGCAGGGAUGUGGUACGUUCUAGAUUUCAUCUGGAAUUUGUAUUGAAUUUCAAUAGGUCACAAACACAUGAAUUAGAAUUUAAAUUAAAGGAAGAAUCAAUUAUUUCAAUUGAGUGGGUUUGGCAUCUUAAAUCUUAAUCAUGCAAGGAUUUCCUUCACCACUCAUUGUGCUCUCUAGUGACUCCCUCAGGUGGUUUAGGGGCCUGCAACAGCUAAAGUUAUCACUCAAGUUAGCCUGACCUCAAAAAUGCUGAUCUGACUAACUUCCUGUGUGGCAGUGCUUUAUGUGGAAAAACAAUAAAACAUUUUGUUAAACUAA
Messenger RNA from Esox lucius (northern pike), 2604 nucleotides. RefSeq names its product OX-2 membrane glycoprotein. The record is from RefSeq and is a predicted model, not a curated record. The transcript is spliced from 8 exons. Lineage: Eukaryota; Metazoa; Chordata; Actinopteri; Esociformes; Esocidae. Bases 35 to 1027 code for a protein of 330 amino acids. Gene Ontology annotation, molecular function: cell-cell adhesion mediator activity.